AUGACUAAUAUAAUGAAACAAAACUCUUCUAAAAGUGGUAAAAAACAAGACCCUUAUGGAUUAGCUGCUAAAUCAAGCCAAAGAGUCCCAAAAGUCCCAAAUUACGGCAAUUACCACUACGUUACUGAAUAUUAUGAUGACAUAAAGAAUGAGCGCAAAGUAAACCGAAAUAAUCAAGAAGUUUGCAUGCAAGUACCACUCAAGGACAUUGAUAUUCGCGAAAAAUUGGCAAAUGGUAAUUUUGGUACCGUAUAUCGAGGCCUAUGGAAUGGCAAAACAGAAGUGGCAAUCAAAAAAUUGGACAAGGCAGAUGUUAAGUCGAUUAAUGAUUUUAAUCAAGAAGCAUCCAUCAUGAAAACUGUAUCACAUAAUCAUCUAUUGUCAUUGUUGGGAACUUGUCAAACCGAUGAGGAGUUGUACAUAAUCACCGAGUACAUGAAAAAUGGCUCGUUGCUUGGUUACUUGCGCAAAAAGGGUGAACUGUUGAACAAAACCGAUUUGUACGAGUUUGCAGAACAGAUUGCUGGUGGCAUGGUCUAUUUGGAAGAACAAAAGUACAUCCACCGUGAUUUGGCAGCCCGCAAUGUCUUAGUGGACAAUUUGUUCCGUGCCAAAAUCUGCGACUUUGGUCUCACCCGAGCAAUUCAGGACGAGAUUUACGAAUCUAGAAGUCGCGUCUGUGCCUUGAAAUGGACAGCUCCCGAGGCGCUGGAAUUCCAAAAGUAUACCCACAAAUCGGAUGUUUGGAGUUAUGGGAUUGUACUCCAUGAGAUAUUCUCUUUGGGCAAAAUACCAAAUCCUGGAAUUAAUGGAUUGGACAUACUUGAUCAUCUGAGGAAUGGACAUCGGAUGACAAAGCCGGAUUUGGCCAGUGUGGAGAUCUACGAGUUUAUGAUGAAGUGUUGGGAUUGGGAUGUUCGCAAGAGGCCAGAGUUUAGCCAAAUUCAUCAGUUCAUGAAGUAG
This is a messenger RNA of Ctenocephalides felis (cat flea), 963 nucleotides long. RefSeq names its product tyrosine-protein kinase-like. Gene Ontology annotation, molecular function: ATP binding; transmembrane receptor protein tyrosine kinase activity. The record is from RefSeq and is a predicted model, not a curated record. The coding region runs from base 1 to 963 and encodes 320 amino acids. Gene Ontology annotation, biological process: cell surface receptor protein tyrosine kinase signaling pathway; positive regulation of kinase activity; multicellular organism development. Lineage: Eukaryota; Metazoa; Arthropoda; Insecta; Siphonaptera; Pulicidae. The transcript has 2 exons. Gene Ontology annotation, cellular component: signaling receptor complex.